AUGUUGUCCGAACAACAAGAAACGCUUCUUAUUACAAAAAAGUCAGAUCAAGAACCUUCUCAAGACUUCAUUUUCCGGUCUAAACUUCCUGAUAUGGUUAUCCCCAAUCACCUUCCUCUCACUGAUUACGUCUUUCAAAGAUUCUCCGGCAAUGGCGACGGCGAUUCCACCGCCACAUGUCUCAUUGACAGUGCCACCGGCCGUAUCUUUACCUACGCCGAUGUACAAAUCAGUUCACGGCGAGUAGCAGCCGGGAUCCACCGGCUAGGAAUCCGCCAACGUGACACCGUGAUGCUCCUUCUCCCAAACUCGCCGGAGUUUGCUCUCUGCUUCCUCGCUGUGGCUUAUCUCGGAGCCGCCACCACCACCGCUAAUCCUUUAUUCACGCAGGCUGAGAUCACAAAACUGGCAAAAGCCUCCUCCGCGAGGAUGAUCAUUACUAAGCAAUGUUACGUCGAGAAACUAACAAACCUUCAAAACGUUUUGAUAGUUUGCUUAGACGAAGGAGACGACACCGUUUUAGAUGACGGUUGCGUGAGUUUCACACAACUGACUCAAGCAGACGAAACAAAGCUUCCUAAACCGGAGAUCUCGCCGGAGGAUACGGUGGCGAUUCCGUACUCCUCCGGGACCACGGGCCUUCCUAAAGGAGUGAUGAUCACUCACAAGGGAUUAGUCACGAGCAUCGCUCAGAAAGUAGAUGGAGAAAACCCUAAUCUCAACUUCACCGGAGAUGACGUCAUCAUAUGUUUCCUCCCAAUGUUUCAUACGUACGCGUUCAACGCGUUGAUACUUCCGGCGAUGAGAACCGGUGCGGCGAUCUUGAUCGUGCAGCGGUUCGAGUUGAAUAUGGUGAUGGAGCUGAUUCAGAGGUACAAAGUCACGGUGGCUCCGGUGGCUCCUCCGGUGGUUUUAGCGUUUGUUAAGUCACCGGAGACUGAGCGAUAUGACUUGAGUUCCGUGAGGAUGAUGAUCUCAGGCGCGGCAACGCUUAGGAAGGAGCUUGAAGAAGCAGUGCGUCUCAAGUUUCCCAGUGCCGUUUUUGGUCAGGUUUAUGGAAUGACUGAGUCAGGAACGGUGGCUAAGUCAUUGUCAUUUGCAAAGAACCCAUUUAAAACAAAGUCCGGGGCGUGUGGGACUGUGAUCAGAAAUGCUGAGAUGAAAGUGGUCGAUACCGUUACUGGAGUCUCCUUACCGUACAAUAAAUCUGGCGAAAUCUGCAUCCGUGGCGAUCAACUCAUGAAGGGUUAUUUGAAUGAUCUGGAGGCUACUGCACGAACAAUAGAUGAAGACGGGUGGUUACACACAGGAGACAUUGGAUUUGUGGAUGAUGAUGAUGAGAUCUUCAUUGUGGAUCGGUUGAAGGAACUCAUCAAAUUCAAAGGCUAUCAAGUGGCUCCAGCUGAGAUUGAAGCAUUACUUAUUUCUCAUCCUUAUAUUGAGGAUGCUGCUGUUGUUGCAAUGAAGGAUGAAGUUGGUGAUGAGGUUCCUGUAGCGUUUGUAGUUAGAUUGGAAGGGUCUCAGCUAACUGAAGAUGAUGUCAAGAGUUAUGUCAGGAAACAAUUCUCCGGCGACCGAGACUCCACAGCCACAUGUCUCAUCGACGGUGCCACCGGACGUAAAUUUACCUACGGUGAUGUACAAAUCGGUUUAAGGCGUAUCGCCGCGGGGAUCCACCGUCUAGGUAUCCGCCAACGUGACACCGUCAUGCUCCUUCUCCCUAACUCCCCGGAGUUUGCUCUCUGUUUCCUCGCCGUCGCUUACCUCGGAGCCGUAUCCACCACAGCGAACCCGUUCUAUACAGAGUCAGAGAUUGAGAAACAAGCAAAAGCCUCCGCCACGAAGAUGAUCAUCACGAAGUCAUGUUACGUUGAUAAACUUAAAAACUUGCAAAACGACGGUGUUUUAAUCGUCUGCGUGGACAAUGGAAACGACGCCGUUCCGUUGCCUGAAGGUUGCGUGAGUUUCAAGGAACUGACUCAAGCGGACGAAACAGAGCUUCCUAAACCGGAGAUCUCACCGGAGGACACUGUAGCGAUGCCGUACUCCUCCGGCACCACGGGGCUUCCCAAAGGAGUGAUGAUCACUCACAAGGGUUUAGUCACGAGCAUCGCUCAGAAAGUAGACGGAGAAAACCCUAACGUCAGCUUCACCGGAGAUGACGUCAUCCUCUGCUUUCUCCCCAUGUUCCACAUCUACGCGCUCGACGCGUUGAUGCUCUCGGCGAUGAGGACGGGCGCGGCGAUCUUGAUCGUGCCGAGGUUUGAGUUGAAUCUAGUGAUGGAGCUGAUUCAGAGAUAUAAGGUCACCGUGGUUCCGGUGGCUCCUCCGGUGGUGUUAGCGUUCGUCAAGUCUCAGGAGACGGAGAGGUAUGAUCUGAGCUCCGUGAGGAUGAUGCUUUCAGGUGCAGCUACGCUCAAGAAGGAGCUUGAAGACGCCGUGCGUCUCAAGUUUCCCAAUGCCAUAUUUGGUCAGGGUUAUGGAAUGACUGAGUCAGGAACGGUAGCUAAGUCAUUAGCGUUUGCAAAGAACCCGUUCAAGACCAAGUCUGGUGCGUGUGGGACAGUGAUUAGAAACGCUGAGAUGAAAGUGGUCGAUACCAUAACUGGAGUCUCCUUACCACGCAACAAACCUGGCGAAUUAUGCAUCCGAGGCGAUCAGCUCAUGAAAGGCUAUUUAAAUGAUCCGGAGGCUACUGCCAUAACCAUAGACAAAAACGGGUGGUUGCACACAGGAGACAUUGGGUUUGUGGAUGAUGACGAUGAGGUUUUCAUUGUGGAUCGGUUGAAGGAACUGAUCAAAUUCAAGGGCUAUCAAGUGGCUCCAGCUGAGCUUGAAGCAUUGCUUAUUUCUCAUCCUUACAUCGAGGAUGCUGCUGUUGUCGCAAUGAAGGAUGAAAUAGCUGAUGAGGUUCCGGUAGCAUAUGUGGUUAGAUCAGAAGGGUCUCAGUUAACCGAAGAUGAUGUUAAGAGUUAUGUCAACAAACAGGUGGUUCAUUACAAGAGAAUCAAGAUGGUGUUUUUCAUAGAAGCUAUACCAAAAGCAGUUUCGGGAAAGAUUUUGAGGAAGGAACUCCGAGCUAAACUGGAAGUUGAGUACACUAAAUAG
Eruca vesicaria subsp. sativa (arugula) is the source of this 3108-nucleotide messenger RNA. NCBI's taxonomy places the organism in Eukaryota, Viridiplantae, Streptophyta, Magnoliopsida, Brassicales, Brassicaceae. The record is from the annotation of a GenBank genome assembly.